Molecule: messenger RNA, 4403 nt
Organism: Thalassophryne amazonica
Lineage: Eukaryota; Metazoa; Chordata; Actinopteri; Batrachoidiformes; Batrachoididae
Gene: sulf2a
Product: sulfatase 2a
Exons: 22
Coding region: 463-3141 (892 amino acids)
Cellular component (GO): endoplasmic reticulum; cell surface; plasma membrane
Molecular function (GO): calcium ion binding; N-acetylglucosamine-6-sulfatase activity; glycosaminoglycan binding
Source: RefSeq, a predicted model, not a curated record
GGGUAAAAAAAAGGAGAGGCUAGGGUAGAAUAAAGCGAGCUGGAGGAGAGAAAGAGGAAAGAAAGACGGCAGUGCUGCUGGGAAAAAAAGGAGUGAGGACAAAAUUGAAUUGUAGAUUGAGGGAGCCGCUCUCCUCCUUCUUUCCCUCCCUCUUUUAUUUAUCUCAUGUGAAGCCACGCCUCCCUCCUUUCACUUGUCAGUGCAUCUAUAACAGUGAGCUGUCUGCACCGGGCUGCGUGGGGGGUGAGACCAGCUCCACACACAGAGGACAGACCGGACAGGACUGGAUGGUACCGAACCCGUCAGGACAGAAUUUGGACAAAGUUGGACAUCUGUGGGAGAGGAGAACAUCAGUGAAAGCUUGUUUAGAAGGUUGAGUGAGGGCCCUGCAGAAUCCUGUGUGGCGCAGUGUGAAACGACGAGCCAAGGAGGUGACUGAAGAGGUGACUGCAGGGUGCCGUGAUGGCGGGGCGGCGGUUGUCCGCCCCUCUCCCUUUCCUUCUACUUCUCCUGCUGGGAGUCCUCCCGGGAGCCGAGUGCUCUGGAUACCUGUCUGGCUAUCGCCUCAGGUCUCGCCUGCAAAGGGACCGCCACAUCCGCAACAUCCGACCGAACAUCAUCCUCAUCCUGACUGAUGAUCAAGAUAUAGAGCUCGGCUCAAUGCAGGCUAUGAACAAAACUCGUCAUAUUAUGGAGAAAGGCGGCACACAUUUCUCCAACGCUUUCUCCACCACACCAAUGUGCUGCCCGUCCCGCUCCUCUAUCCUGACAGGAAAGUAUGUGCACAACCACCACACCUACACCAACAACGAGAACUGUUCCUCACCCUCAUGGCAGGCUCACCACGAGCCAAACACCUUCGCCGUGCACCUCAACAGCUCCGGCUACAGGACAGCCUUUUUCGGAAAGUAUCUAAAUGAGUACAACGGCUCUUAUGUGCCCCCUGGCUGGAGGGAGUGGGUAGCUCUGGUGAAGAACUCCCGUUUCUACAACUACACCCUCUGUCGGAAUGGAGUUCGAGAGAAACACAGCAGCAACUACUCAAAGGACUACCUGACAGACAUCAUCACCAACGACAGCAUUAACUACUUCCGUAUGUCCAAGAGGAUGUACCCUCACCGUCCUGUCAUGAUGGUCCUGAGCCAUGUGGCCCCACACGGUCCAGAGGACUCAGCCCCCCAGUACAAUGCCGCCUUCUCUAAUGCAUCACAACACAUAACUCCCAGCUACAACUACGCCCCCAACCCAGACAAACACUGGAUCCUGCGCUACACGGGGCCGAUGAAACCAGUCCACAUGCAGUUCACCAACAUGCUGCAGCGCAGGAGGAUGCAAACCCUGCUGUCUGUGGAUGACAGUGUGGAAAAGAUGUACAACAUGCUGGUGGAGACGGGUGAACUGGAUAACACCUACCUCAUUUACACCUCAGACCACGGUUACCACAUCGGCCAGUUCGGUUUGGUCAAAGGCAAAUCCAUGCCUUAUGAAUUUGAUAUCCGUGUACCCUUCUACAUCCGAGGACCUAAUGUGGAGCAAGGGGCCGUUAAUCCUCAUAUAGUGCUGAACAUUGACUUGGCACCAACUCUGCUGGACAUGGCCAGUGUUGAUGUUCCAUCUGAUAUGGACGGCAAAUCUAUCCUCAAGCUGCUGGACACAGAAAGACCGGUCAAUAGGUUCCAUCUGAACAGGAAGAGUAAAACAUGGAGAGAUUCUUUCUUGGUAGAAAGAGGGAAGCCAUUGCACAAGAGAGCUGAUGGGAAGGAAAUGGCCCAGGAGGAGAACUUUUUGCCAAAAUACCAGCGGGUCAGAGAUCUCUGCCAGAAAGCAGAGUACCAGACGUCCUGCCAGCAGCCAGGACAGAAGUGGCAGUGUGUGGAGGACCCUACUGGCAAGCUGAGGCUGUAUAAGUGUAAAGGCAUGGCGAGUCUGUAUGCCCCGCGGAUGCAGGCGCUGAUGGCCAGCAGCAGCUUGCAGCUGCACAGCAGCCCGUCCACCUCUGACAGCUGUAACUGUGAAGACACUGGCUUCAGAACCGAUCUGAAGAAGAAGCGACUGCUCGCCAAGAAGAAUCCUUCUGUCUCGUCUUACUCAGAGAUGAAAGCUGCCCAGACCGUAUCUAGGAAACGCUGGACCCGCUCUGUGUCCUUUGAGCUGGAUGGAGAUCUGUAUGCAGUGGACCUGAAGGACGGCUACCGGCCCCUGAGCUCCAGAAACACCAGCUGGGCCAGAGACGGGCGGAGAGGAGCGGCCAGUGAGGAGGACAACGAGGAGUUCAGUGGCAUGGAAACAACUGCCAAACCCACCGCCAGCAGCAAACUCGCACCACCUCCUGCUCUGAAAGUCACAUACAGGUGCUCCAUUCUUAUGAAUGACACAGUCAAGUGUGAUGGAGGCCUCUACAAAUCCCUCCAGGCAUGGAAAGACCACAAACUGCACAUCGAGCACGAGAUUGAAACGUUGCAGACUAAAAUCAAGAACCUACGUGAGGUUAAAGGUCACCUAAAAAAAGUGCGCCCAGAGGAAUGUCAGUGUGACACACCCAGUUAUCCUCUCAAAGACAAAGUGAACUUCAGGUUUAACGCAGCACGUUUACACUCACUCAGAGUGGAAUCCAAACAGAAGAGUCAGUGGCUGCAAAAGGAGCAAAAACGCAGAAAGAAAAUACGAAAAUUCCUCAAGAGACUCCAGAACAAUGACACCUGCAGCAUGCCAGGGCUCACUUGCUUCACCCAUGAUAACCAUCACUGGCAGACUGCCCCCUUCUGGACAAUGGGCCCAUUCUGUGCAUGCACCAGUGCCAACAACAACACCUACUGGUGCCUCAGGACCAUCAAUGACACGCACAACUUCCUGUUUUGUGAAUUUGCUACUGGCUUCCUGGAGUAUUUUGACCUCAACACUGACCCCUACCAGUUGAUAAACGCUGUCAGCACCCUCGACCGCAGUGCUCUGAAUUCACUGCAUCAACAGCUCAUGGACUUACGUGGUUGCAAAGGUCAUAAGCAGUGCAACCUGGAGAAGGGUGGAAAAGAGCGAAAUUACUUCAGUGAAUACAGGCCGACUCAUCGUCGAAAGAGGCCGAAAGUGAAGAAGCCGUCCUCCAAAUCACUAGGGCAGAUUUGGGAAGGGUGGGUUGGUUAACCACUUUUUCCCCCACAACCCUCCACAUCAACCUUCUCCAGCAGUGGAAGACGGAGGAGUGCAGGUGAACCCAAGGACCUUGACCAUGCUACAAUGGACCAUAACCUGAGAUACCACUCUGCUCUGAUCGAACUUUUGACUUCUGAGAAAGCUGCUGAUUUUCAGAACAGUUCUGUCAGUCACCACCUCAGUCUCUCACACACACACACACACACACACACACACACACACACACACACACACACACACACACACACACACACACACACACACACACACACACACACACACACACACACACACACACACACAGAGAGACUGAGAGGAAGCUUCAAUGACACUCCAAGUGUCCACUUUUGGCUCACGCACAUUUAGACUCGGAUUAACCCUCAUCCCAAGAUGCCUAUCACCACACUUUGCAUCCUGUCAUCCAGGAUGAACGGUUUGUUGUCCACGGGGCAUUCAGUCUCACUGCUUGUAGAUAACGCGUGUCAGCUUUACUCAGCUUUUGUUUGUGUCACGUGGGUGGGACUAGAUGGAGACACGAAGUGCGUUACAUGUCAAUGCUGCUACACACAAAUGUCAUCGCUCAUGAUGUUGAUUAGCCGAAUCAUUAGCUCUUCCAGUGUGGUUUCUGUGCACCCAGCUUGUCUGCGCACAUAGAAGUGGUGUGGAGGUUUUGAUGACCAGUGACAGACUUUUCGCCAUAACCUUUUGUAUGAUAGUGAACCUAAACGCCGUUGAAUGUCCUCGAUGCAGCAUCACGCCUUCAUCUCAGCCGAGAGGUGAGGUGACAAAGAUUUUACCUGCCUUGAUCCUGUUACUGAACGGGAACACGCAAACCACUAUCUCACAGUUCAACAGAUUGCGUCAUUAUUGAUUACCAAUUUCAUCAUUUAUAUCGUCGAUACCACACUGUAGAAGUACCCAGAUAACAUGUCCAGCUUGCUAUACAUGGUGCUACAGGUUAACAAUACAGAAGUAAAUUUGCUGUACAUAACAGUAUGUAUUUGAAUGUAUGUUGUGCAAUUAAUAUAAAUGUUUACAAUAUUUUUUAUAAUACUGAAGAGUCAGACCUCGUUGUAUGAUAUAUGACAAAAUGACCUUAUAGAGAGAUGUGUAGCUUGAGAUGUUUCUUUGCCCGCAGUUUGUAUGUUUGACCUUUUACUUAUUUACAUUGGAAAAGCACUUAAAAGGUUCACUGUGAUGAGAUGUGCCGUGUGCAUUUAAUGGAUAUAUAGUGUACUUUGUGCCAGAGGAAC